Molecule: messenger RNA, 1410 nt
Organism: Brassica napus (rape)
Lineage: Eukaryota; Viridiplantae; Streptophyta; Magnoliopsida; Brassicales; Brassicaceae
Product: gibberellin 2-beta-dioxygenase 6
Exons: 3
Coding region: 181-1170 (329 amino acids)
Biological process (GO): gibberellin catabolic process; response to light stimulus
Source: RefSeq, a predicted model, not a curated record
CCUCUUUUAAAACAGGAUAUCAUUACAAUGGUUCCAAACCUACCUUUCAUCUAGCAUUCUCAUACACUAUAUAUAUUACUCUUCUCUAUCGGGUUGUUUCAUAUCAAAACCUCCUGCUUUCGUUAUCUACUAGUACUUGUUUCUUUAAAAAGAUUGUUUUCGUUUGAAAAAUAAAAGGGCAUGGUUUUGCCUUCUUCAACACCGUCUCUAACCACCGGAAAGAAGGCUAAAACCUCGCCGGAAUGUAACUUUCCUGUGAUCGAUUUCUCUUCACACGACCGGUCAAAACUAUCGGAGAAAAUCGUGAAAGCCUGCGAGGUUGAUGGCUUUUUCAAGGUGAUAAACCAUGGAGUUAAACCGGAGAUAAUUUGGACAUUUGAGCGUGAGGGUGAACAGUUCUUUAAUAAACCGGGAACGGAGAAGCAACGAGCCGGUCCGGAGAGUCCAUUCGGUUACGGUUGCAAGAACAUCGGGUUUAAUGGAGAUUUGGGUGAGCUUGAGUAUCUUCUUCUCCACGCAAACCCAACGUCUGUCGCUGAUAAAUCUGAAACUAUCUCACAUGAUGACCCCUUCAAGUUCAGCUCGGCCACGAACGAUUACAUACGCGCCGUUAAAGAUCUGGCAUGUGAGAUAAUUGAUCUAACGGCCCAGAAUUUAUGGGGCCAGAGAUGUACCAAGGUGAGCGAGCUAAUCAGAGAUGUCCGUAGCGACUCAAUCCUGCGGCUGAAUCACUAUCCACCUGCACCGUACGCGCUGAGAGGCGUUAGCCAAAUAGGUUUCGGGGAGCAUUCUGACCCUCAGAUCUUGACGGUGUUAAGAUCCAACGACGUAGAUGGCCUUGAAGUUUGCUCACGUGACGGCUUGUGGAUCCCUGUACCAUCUGACCCUACAUGCUUCUACGUGUUGGUCGGUGACUGCCUUCAGGCAUUGACGAAUGGGAAGUUCACUAGCGUGAGGCACAGAGUAUUAGCUAACACGGCAGGGAAGCCUCGAAUGUCGGUGAUGUAUUUUGCGGCACCGCCGUUGGAGGCAAUAAUAUCACCGUUGCCGGAAAUGGUAUCGCCGGAAAAUCCACGAAGAUAUAAUACAUUCACAUGGGGUGACUAUAAAACAGCUACCUACUCCCUCCGUUUAGACGUUCCCCGUCUCCAGUUCUUCAAAACUUCAUAAGUAUUAAUAUACACACCAGCUGAAACUUAUAUAUAUAUAUAUUUUUUCUUUUGCAGAAAAUUUUAUGAUUGUUGGUUUGUUAUACAAAAUACUAGCUACACCAUGUUAAUGUAUAGUUUUACACGAUAAAGUAAAAUUAAUAAGUCACAAUAUAUACAUCAGUAGUAUGCAGUUAAUUCUUUUGUACGUAAACGACGAUUGGCAGUUAUUAUAGUCUAUAUAGAUAGUGACUAAUGCCUA